Molecule: messenger RNA, 5394 nt
Organism: Athene cunicularia (burrowing owl)
Lineage: Eukaryota; Metazoa; Chordata; Aves; Strigiformes; Strigidae
Gene: BEND3
Product: BEN domain containing 3
Exons: 4
Coding region: 118-2628 (836 amino acids)
Biological process (GO): rDNA heterochromatin formation
Cellular component (GO): heterochromatin
Molecular function (GO): DNA binding
Source: RefSeq, a predicted model, not a curated record
GUGCUGGCAUCCCACAGGCUCCGUUACAUGACACCUAGCUGUGGCUCAGCACGGGUAUCUGUACAGUACCAGCACUAGUAGCUAUCAAGGCAGUUUAGAUGGGGAGUGAGAUAGAAGAUGAAUUCAGCUGAAAUCACUGAUGAUGAUGAAGUAAAAUUUCCUAAAAAAAAUGUUGUGAAAGUAGAAACAGAAAACGAAGAUGAAGCUCUAGACUGCUCGGUAACAUCCAGAUCUGCUGAGAAACACUCACUGGAUGGUGCAGUUACUUGCCUGCAGGACUCCAACAAACGGAAGCAGACCUCACUUGGUUGUGAUGGUUCAGGGAGCCAGCAAGAUGUCUUACCCAGUGUGAAGAAAAGACGCUUUACACAAGAGGGCACCCUUUCAAACAUGAAGAACAGAGAUUCUGGCUCACCCACUCAGGUAAAUGCAGAGCAGCCAAACAAGAACAAGAACCCUAACAUAACGUGGCUCUGUGAAGAAGAAUCCUUCAGUGACAUAACCACUCCAUCUUAUAAAAAACCUCUCUAUGGCAUCUCACACAAAAUCACAGAGAAGAAGAACCCACCAGGAGGAGAGCAGUUUUCUUCUUAUGAGUUGUUUGAAAAAAUCAACCCCAGCAGUCCCUCACACCUUCGGACUUUGAAUGACCAACGCAAAAGGGACUCUGCUGCAGCCAUUGCCAUAACAGCAGCCACUGCAGAUUCUGACCCAAAUAUAUAUUCUUUGAUACAGAAAAUGUUUUACACGCUUAACACCCUCAAUACCAAUAUGACUCAGCUUCACAGUAAAGUUGACCUGUUGUCUCUGGAGGUUAGCAGAAUUAAAAAGCAAGUCAGUCCAGCAGAGUCUGUUGCAGACUUCAAGCCUCCCCCAGAGUACCAGCUGACUUCUGCGGAGCUCAAACAAAUCAUGGAUCAAAGCACGUCAGGUGGAGAUCUAGCUUGCCGGUUGCUAGUGCAGCUCUUCCCAGAGCUCUUCAGUGAUGAUGAGUUCAGCAGAAGCUGCAGUGCAUGCGGCUUUCUCAACAAAAGGAAACUUGAAUCUCUUCAUCUGCAGCUUAUCCGUAACUAUGUGGAAGUUUGUUAUCCUUCUGUGAAGAAUACAGCUGUGUGGCAGGUGGAGUGUUUGCCACAAGUCAAUGAUUUUUUCAAUAGAUUUUGGGCUCAAAGGGAAAUGGAAAACAGUCAGCAGAAUGUGCAAUCGUCCAGUUUUUAUGAGACUGAGCAGGUCGAAUCCUCUCAUUUUAUGGAGGAUAAAGAGCAGGAAGAAGCUUUGUCCUUGGACAGGAGUAAUGCCAUUGCUUCGGAUUACAUGCUGGAUGCUCAGGAUCUCAAUGAAUUUUUAGAUGAAGCUUCUUCUCCAGGGGAAUUUUCUGUUUUUUUGUUACACAGAUUGUUUCCAGAACUAUUUGACCACAGAAAAUUAGCUGAAAGGUACAGCUGCUUUGGAGACUCUGGAAAACAACUGCUGGAUCCUCAUCGGCUUCAAAUAAUCCGUAGGUACACUGAAAUUUACUUUCCAGAUGUGCAAGAAGAAGAAGCCUGGUUGCAGCAAUGUGUUCAGCGAAUAAACGAUGAGCUUGAAAAUACAUAUAUGGAUGGAAGUGAGUGUGAUCAGAUGAGAGAUGACUGUUACGAUUCUUCUAGUUUACCAGAUGAUGUAUCAAUCAUAAAAGUGGAAGACAGUUUUGAAUAUGAAAAACCUGGCAGACGCUCAAAAAAAAUCUGGCUUGUACCCAUAGACUUUGACAAACUUGACUUUCCCCCUCCCGAUUUUGAUGUCCCUGUCCCAGAUUACCUGUUGAACAAAGAACAGAUCAAAAGCAUAUAUGAAAGCAGUCUUUCUAUAGGCAAUUUUGCCUCUCGAUUGCUUGUUCUCUUAUUUCCUGAACUGUUUACUCAUGAAAACUUACGGAAGCAAUACAACUGUAGUGGAUCUUUAGGCAAGAAACAGCUUGACCCCACUAGAAUUAAAUUAAUUCGACAUUACGUGCAGAUACUGUACCCCAGAGCAAAGAAUGACAGAGUGUGGACAUUGGAAUUUGUUGGGAAGCUUGACGAGAGGUGUCGACGAAGAGACACGGAGCAAAGGCGCUCGUACCAACAGCAACGGAAAAUCCAUGUGCCAGGGCCUGACAGGAGGGAGUUUCUCAGCUAUGCAAUAAACCCUGAGAGGUUUCGAGAAGAAUUCGAAGGGCCACCGCUGCCACCAGAAAGAAGCAGCAAGGAUUUUUGCAAGAUACCACUCGAUGAACUCGUUGUUCCUAAUCCAGACUUCCCUGUGCCUUCUCUGUAUUUGCUGUCUGAUAAGGAGGUAAGAGAGAUAGUGCAGCAGAGCCUGUCAGUCGGCAACUUUGCUGCCAGGCUGCUCGUAAGACUCUUUCCCGAACUUUUUACUCCGGACAAUCUCAGACUGCAAUACAACCAUUCAGGUGCUUGUAACAAAAAACAGCUUGAUCCUAUCAGACUGAGACUGAUCCGUCAUUACGUGGAGGCAGUUUACCCUGUGGAGAAAAUGGAAGAAGUAUGGCACUAUGAAUGUAUACCGAGCAUUGAUGAAAGAUGCCGGCGUCCUAACAGAAAAAAGUGUGAUAUACUGAAAAAAGCAAAGAAAGCAAAAAAGUGACAGGCUCUUUAAAUUCCUAAGACUUUGACCACUAAAUUAUUAUCAGGAUUAUGCUUUGGUUUAGACUGAGGGGCCUGUCAGGAGCUGAGGGUGCUCAGCAUCUGGAAUAGUCAGGCACUAAGUUUGUUGUGUUUUAAUGUGUGUGUUGCAUCUGUGUGGGCACCACAGUAGUGGGAAGUGGCUUACUACAUUUGUACAUGGGUAAAGGCCCUAAGUCAUCGGUGACAGAGCUAUCGGUGACUCAUGGUUUUCACUGGUGCAAAUACAUGUAUUGAAACUGUAUUACUCCACUCCCCAUUUCUGCCUCGUCCUUUUUUAUCACUUUCUAAUAACAAUUAUUUUUUUAAAAUCAUUUUGCUCUUCAGAAGCAGUUUUUCAUUAUACCCUUAUAAACAGUGUUGUUAUUUAAUUUGGAGUUUGAAAUUAAUUUACAUUUGAAAGUGCCAUGUUCAUUGGAAAUCAUUGGAAUAUUAGACAUUGCUUCUACAGUAAUUGCAGCUUCACAUUUGUUUUCCUCUUGAUGAUACUGAGAUACUGAAAAUAGUAAUACCAUGUCAAAGAAUGGGUCAGGAUGUUGUCAUCUGCAUUUUUGACUGUUACCCAGGUUCUAUUUCUAAAACCAAGAAUUAACUGUUGAAGAAUUGAGAUGUGAGCAUAGACAUAAUGUGAAUGGGGUUUUUUUAUAUUGAUACCACAAGCUUGAUCCUGCCCCUGUGAGGUUUUUUUUUUUUGAUUUGUCCAGUGUCACUGCUGACAUGGCUGAGGAUGACUCAUCUGAAUAAAGCUAGCAGAAUAGAUCCAAGCCUAUACCUAUGAAAUGUCUUGCCAUCGCCUGCUUGCUGUUCUCUUUGUAAUAUAACAAAGACAACAAGAACAAGACCUGAAACAAGAACUUAGAAAAAUUUUAGACCUUACUCUCUAUUAAAGUCAUGAUUCGAAAGGUUUCCAGUGUUCAUAUUGAAUUGCAUAUAUAAAAUGUACGUGCAAAGAUUGGCUUUGUGAUGAAAUCCAGUGUUUCAGGGUCUCCACGUAUGAGCUGUGGUAAUGUAACUCAUUCUUUGUGUGAAUGCAGCAGCAGCUGGAUAUUUCAGGUGUAGGGAUGUUGAACUCCUUCACUUUGCCAAAUUGAUUUAGUGUAAUUAGUAGCUAUUUGGAGGCAUAACUCUGUAUGUAUAACUUAGGUUCAUAUGGUCAAGCUUGCAUCAUUAAUAUGUCCGAAAGUGUAACAAAGACCACACAGAACCCAAUGUGAAUUUGCUGUAUGACUUGUCACUGGAGAGUGCUGCUUUAAAACUAUUUUCCUCUUUUUUUUUUUUCUUUUUUUUUUCUUUUGAGACUGAUAGAAAUGGUGAGAGAGUCAAACAUGGAUUUUUAAGACAGUAAAGACAGUGAUCACUUACUGACCAUUACUGGACUACCUUGGAGGAAUUAUUGAUGUUGUCUGUGGUCCUUUUUUGUUGUUUACUUAGAUGGGUCAUAGUAUCAAAUUUCAAGUCAGUUCCCGUGUAAUUUUCUAUUUUAGUAUUUGUAAGAAAGUAAAAAAUACUUGAUAUUUUUACUUCAGAUUUUUAGAAUUUUUUGUUCUUUGAGUCAUACUGAUCUCCUUCUUUUAAAAGCAAAACAAAACGUUUUUUCCUAAUGACAAGAAUUAGUAAAAGUAUUAUGUUAAACUGGGAGUGAAUCAUAAUAGAUAGUAGCAUUUGCUCAUUUUCCCCAUAUGCUAUCAACAUUCUCAAAGAAUGUAUGAAGAAAGUCAUGAAUGUACUAAAUAAUAUACUGAUACUGUUUGUAUCCAUUUAAAUGUUUCCUGUUGGUUUUAAUAAUAGCAGACCAUGCACAAAAUGGAUAUCAGAGCAAAUAUGGCUAUAAUAAAAUUAAAACAUUUUACCAAAGAUAAAGAACUGAUACCACAAUGUCUGCAUCUUAUCUUUCAUUUUAGUGCAUAAAUUUAGCAAAUUAAAUGUAUCGGAAACCAAGACUUUAUCUUGUAAUUGUAUGCUACCUAGCACUUCUGUGAAAUUUUUUACAUGCACUUUUAUGGGAGAUAUAAAAUGACAGAAAAUAUUAACAGCUGCUUAAUUUGUUGUUGCAAAUGACUGGCCAGAAGGUAAGAUAUAUAAUUAUAUUUUCUUAUCUUAAUAUCAUGCACGUUUCAUCACUUAAUGGUGUCAAAGCUCCCAGAAGAAUUGGAUAUAUAUUAAAACUUUUCUACAACUGGCAGAUGUUACUAGCUAGCAUGCAAAUUUGAGACAUAUACUGGCUUUUAUUGUCAAUGUUGACAUCAAGUAAAAAAAAAUCAGCCCGUUCAUAUUAUCUACUAAGUAGUAGAAAAACAGUUUUCACCUUUUAAAAUUACAUUUUUGAAAGUGGGUAUAGGAAGAUUUUAAUUGUUUUUCUCUCCUCUGUCUAAUUGCUGUGUACAUUCCUUUUAUCUCACUCUUCACAACCGUUUCAUGAUUUGUUUGAUUGUAUGUUUUAUAAUUGAUAUCAAGAAAAUACAAUCAUAUGAAUAGUGACAUAGUUCACUAAUGAAAGCUCUCGCAGUGCAUCUGAAGUACAGCCACUUCAUCCGGUUGGUCAGUCUUGUAAAUAAAUUAAAGGUAUAUUAUUUUCAUACAAGAAGAAUGUUGUCUGGUGAUUGUUUGAGUACAAGCACGAAUAUUUUCAUAUGAAGCAUGUUACUAAGAUGAGAUAACCUUGGCUAGUUGGACAAUACAUAAAUGAAAAUACCCAGGUUUGCUGCAGCCUUUUUAAAAGAUUUUUCUG